UAUCGACCGCGUGUCCAGUCUCAGCUCAAUCAGGAAUAAACUAGUGAAAGUGUUACGAUCUAACUUCACAGUGCAACAAAUAAAUUGUUACAGAUAAAAUCGAGCAGGAUGACCCUUGGCCCUAGGGAGGUCAUGAGGUCGGAGGCAGUGGAUGGUUUGACAGGUCCCGCUCAUCCAAUCCCCAAUGAGUCACUAGACUGCGGCUGUGGUCAGUUACCUUGUCCCAAAUUGGUGAAAUACGCAACGAGGAAAUUUUUUGUUGGACUUUUGUGCUGGAUUGGAUUCAUUCAGGCAGCGGCAAACGCCUAUUUCGUGCUGACCAGUUCCACCGUUGCCAGGCGGUUUCAGUUCGAGCCGAAUACGUUGGAAUGGCUGUCAUUGGGAACUGAUGGUCUUCUUCCAUUCCUAAUCGCGCUGCCAGUGGCCUACUGGGGUGACAGAAUCCACCGGGCAGCCUGGACAGGCGGUCUCGUAUUAAUCCAAAGCGCUGGUUUCCUACUCUUCAUUAUCCUCCAUUUCACCCACCCCUCUACCAGAGUAAUCGAGGAGACUACUAAUGUCACCCAUCUCUCCCUAUAUGCCGAAGACAAUCCGGAGCUGUGCACGCAGGCGGGAUUAGCAAGGAUCUCCAUUAUUGAAGAUAAUAUGUGCUAUAUUACAUUGACUAUCAUUGUCCUAGCGUUAAUUGUCAAUUGCAUGGGGAACGUUGGAUUCUUUGCACUGGGGAUCUCCUAUUUGGAUGAUAACACCAGGAAACGAAGUGUGGCACUACCCAUUGCCAUUAUUUUGGGAGUCAGAAUUUUUGGGCUUUUGUUUGGGCAUUUGCUAGCCUGGGGAUGCCUUCGGAUGGAUGCUGAGAAUUUGAUGGAAAAGGUCGAAAGCUACAGGGAGCAAAUUGGGGCCUGGUGGAUUGGAUGGAUCAUUUUGGCGAUCUUGCUGGCUAUUCCGGGAGUUCCUAUGUCUUGGUUACCUCGCCGACUUCCAUCUGAGGUAGUCGAGCAAGCUGCAGCAUCGAUUGUCUCAGAACGUGCCGGCAGACGGAGUCCCCUUUCGGAGUCAUCCCUAUCAGAGGACUCCAGAAAAGUUGGCGAUGCUGGUUACUUUUCCUCCCUCUACCGUCUAUGGACGAACAAAAUUCUGAUUUGCAAUAUUUUCGCGAGUGUUUUCUGUAUCAUCGCUCUUGUCAACUUUACAAAUAAUGAGGACAUCAUCCUCGAGUCUGACUUCUAUAUUCCGCGGCCUUCUGGAUUGCUCUUGGGAUUCGGAGAUCCUCUCACCUCCAGAAUAAUUGCACUUCUUCUGAGACCGGUCAUUAUUGGCGCAGUAAUCAUCAUUUCUGGAAUCAUCAUCGUCAAAUUUCGACCUAGAGUUAGAUGGCUGGCAGGUUACAACGUAAUUGCUGUAAUAAUUGCUGCGACAAUAGUUCUGUCCUUGGCGUUUCUAUCCUGCGAAAAGCCAGCGAUUGCCGGUGCUAAUCGAAAAGGAUCGAUAACCCUUCUGAGAUAUUGCAAUAAGGAUUGUCGCUGUUCUCGCGACGCAAAUUUCCAUCCUGUGUGUGACAGCAAAGGUUCCCUCGUCUUUUACACUCCCUGUCAUGCCGGAUGCACUGGAGUGGAUGACUCUGGAGAUAUCAAAAAGUAUACGGGUUGCAGUUGCAUCAGAGAAAUCACCGGUUUGACUGAUAUAACGGCGACUGAAGGUCCAUGCGAUUCAACGACGUGUCAAAUUGGUUGGAUUGUGUUCGAGGUGAGCACAAUAAUCGCUUACUCCCUGAUCUCCUCCGCUGCUGUGUCGACCCUCCUAAUUGCCCUGCGCUCGACCUACAUCCAAGACAAAGCCCUAGCCAUCGGCCUGUGGAUUUCCCUGACUGCGCUCUUCACGCACAUCCCUGGGAGACUCCUCUACUGGCUAAUUGCCGAAAAGACCUGCAUCCAUCGAGGAGCAGCGUCGUCCCUCUGCCUUCUUCACGACUCGCACACUCUCGGAGCCUACCUCGCUUACCUCACAACCUUCCUCCUCCUGAUUGCUGUCGUCUUCGGAGUACUGACAUUCUUCUUCAGUCAGGGAUUGAAGAUCUAUCGAGAUUCCGAAAUAGAUCGGUACGAUUCUCACCACAGACCAGAACAGAGGGUUCCUCUGAUGCAAGAACCACUCCCUGCUGCCCAAGCACGUCAGGACGAGCCUGAAGAACCACAUGACGACCCAAUUGGAGACGUGACCACUGCCACAAUCGAUGAUCACCCAAUCGCCAACGAGAACGAACAGAGAAACGAACGAACUUCGACUUUAGAAGAGGACCAAAUGGCAAAAACUCCAGCGAAAGUGAAUACUCAUCUGAGAUACGGUCCCCUGGGCCCUGGGAAUCCCAGAAUCACGAUGGAGGAUUUGAAAGAAGUGAAGCUAAAGCCCAUCAGUGACAGCGAUGACACAGAGGACGAGCACUCGUUUACUGACAGACGAGCUCCAAUCUCCUUGACAACGAUACAGUACAAACGUUUGGAGCUACACUCCGAUGCUGACACCAGCGAUUCUAGUCCUGAAGCACGAAGAAGGGUUACGACUCUCCAAGCAUCAUCCUCCGAGCUUUCCAGAAAGCCUGACAGCAAGAGAAGUCUGGCGUCAGGAGGGAAUACACUGGCUGGAUUCUCCAAGACUGAUGACAUUGAGUUCACGAAGUGGGAGAAGGGUAAGAAAAAAGAGAGACCUUACACGGGAGAUUUCAAUGAGGUCGGCAUUCCCAUUGUCAAUUACGCAUUGACGUCGGUCAGUUCGAAGAGCAUUGGGGCCUUUCUCAAUUCUCCCAAGUUUUCGGCUGAACCUACGACGUCGAAAAAUCAAGGAAAUGAUUUCACAUUGCAAGAGAUAUCCAGGGACGUCAGUCGGGGAAUGUCACCUGCGGAGCAGGCUUCCUCGGGUUUUGGGUCGUGUGCUUCCGAUUUGCAUAAGACUACCGCUGAAUUAUCAGCCCGAAGGCUAGUUUUAGAAACUUCUGAGACUGAAGAUUCUAGUACUAAAUCCAGUAUUCCAGCGAGCAAGAGAAGACCAAAACCUUCGUACUCUACAGCACUCUAAUUUUCUAUCUUCAUUUUGUAUUUUUGAGACAAUUCAUUACUUUUAGUCAUCUAUUAAUUCGCAUCGUAAUAAUGUAGACAUAUGGUUUCAUAUUUAUAAUAAUAGCGAUUAGUUACGUACUGUAAUUACAUCUUCAACUCGAAUUAUAAAUAUACAAAUUUUUCUCAA
This is a messenger RNA of Diachasma alloeum, 3240 nucleotides long. RefSeq names its product solute carrier organic anion transporter family member 2A1. The transcript has 9 exons. Gene Ontology annotation, cellular component: membrane. Gene Ontology annotation, biological process: sodium-independent organic anion transport; transmembrane transport. NCBI's taxonomy places the organism in Eukaryota, Metazoa, Arthropoda, Insecta, Hymenoptera, Braconidae. Bases 109 to 3072 code for a protein of 987 amino acids. Gene Ontology annotation, molecular function: protein binding. The record is from RefSeq and is a predicted model, not a curated record.